Molecule: messenger RNA, 8215 nt
Organism: Cherax quadricarinatus
Lineage: Eukaryota; Metazoa; Arthropoda; Malacostraca; Decapoda; Parastacidae
Source: RefSeq, a predicted model, not a curated record
GAUGAAUGGCUGGGUCAGUGUUUUGAGUGAUGGAGGGAGAGUUGCUGUCGGGUAUCUCUUCUUUAUCUUCAACACUGCCAUUUUUACCUUUUUGAAUCCUUCAAGACGUCAAUGUUACCUCCCUGAGGUUUGUUAGGUGAUAUCAACAAUGAAUAGUCGAGAUGAAAAUCCCCACAGAAAGAGAGUGAGUUUGUUGAGCAUCCUCAGCUCACUUGAAUCAGCAGAUGAAUUAUUUAGUACAUUAAGAAAUAUUCUGCUCCAAGCAGCAUCAGGGAAGAAACUUCCUUCUUGGUUUCCCGAUGGAAGUAGAGCAGUUUUACUGUGGACACAAAAGGUAACUGAUCUGGAACAUGUGCCAUCAGCAUGUUACUUGGUGCAGCUAUUGACCUCAUAUUCAACUACCAGUAGCAAUGAAGAGGUUAAUUUUGAUACAGUCAUUGAGGUUUAUCUUCAGAUGAUUAACUUUGCAGCAACAAAAAAGCCUCAGAAUGAGUCUUUCCAACACCAGUUAUGGCAUGCUCUAGCUGCAUUGUUUUUUAGCCUCCUUGAAUAUCAUCAAGAUAUUGUUUCAAGUCACUUUUGUGAUAUGGGCAGAAGUUUAAUGAAGCCCAGUUUAGAUUCAACUAAGCCAAUAAAUCUUAGGAGUAAAUGCCUAAAGGAGCUCAAUGAACUAAUGAAGCUGUUCCCAAAUGAAGCUCGUGAUACCUUCAGGAAGAACUGCAGUGAUCUUUUUGUCCAUCUGCCAAGUCUUCUGCAAGAAAUUGGUGACUAUGAUACUCAAGCCACCAUUGUGGAAACCAUUUACCGAAUGACCACAGCACAUGAAAGAAGCCGGUGCGUUAGCCGCUGGUUUCCAGAUCUGGAUUUUACUCUCCAGUCACUUUUUAUCAUGAUAACAGAAUUUGACCCUGAUUGCCGCCGUUUCUUAAAUGCAUUUAAUGCAAUUUUAGGACCAAAACGUAAAGUUUAUACCUUCUCUUGCAACUCCGCAUCAACUGGAAAAAUGAAAUUGCAUAAACCCCAAGAUCCUUCAUACCAGAAGUUUUGGAUUGACUUUAAUCUUGGAAACAAUACCAUUUUACUUUUGUGCCGAAAGCCAUAUAAUUCUGAAGCAGAUUCAUUUGUUGAGCUUCCAUGGGAAAGUUUGACACUUGAAGAGGAAGAUAUGAAGACUGUUACUUUAACACGCACCAUUCAUGUUUACUCACUUGAAAUUGUCAUGAAGAAAUUGGACACAGUAUUAGAUUUGUUUGUUUCACCACUAUCACAAGAAUCUCGAUGUCUUUUGUCAGAGACUUUUCUGUUGGAGUUUUCCCCCCUAGAAAUAUUGGAGAGACUUUGCACUCACAUGUUUGGUGAGAAAUUCAAAGUUGUUCUACUGGAACCAGAGGGAUGGGUUAAUAUUGCAGCAAGGAAUACCUCUGCUCAGAGUGGGGAACCUGCUCAAACCAGUAGUUCAAACAGAAAGUACAGAAAGAGCUCCAUGAAUGUUCUUCAUUGUAAGACUAGUAGCAGUAGCACAUCAGAUCGUCAGAGUGAGGUCUGUGUUGCAAAGAAGAGGAAGGUUGAACAAGUUGGUACCACAUUAACUACACAUCUGACCCCAUCACAAUCCUCAAGUGGUUAUGGUGCCAAGAAACAUCGCAAAUCUUCAGUUACAUAUUCUUCUGAGCCAAGUCAAACUAAGAAAGACAUUGCAUUGGAGGAAAAAUUAACACAGAAAUCUUCACUGAGAAAAUUCACCAAAACCUCAGAAUGUAGUUUAAACCUUGACUCAGAUGAUAUGACUUCAGACUGUGAAAUUAUAGCAAUUGAUGGUACGACAAGAUCUACUGGUGUCCAAAAGAAGCCUGCAGUGAAGAACAUUAAAUUAGCCUGUAAAGAUUUUUCUGAUAUUGGAAAACAAUUGGAAGAAAGCCCUAUGAUUAAUUGUACUACCCAGGAUGCUAUGCUACUCAACUUGGCAAUGGACUCAGUAGAGGGCCAAAUAGAAAGUGAGAGAAUUCAGCAAAAAUCAAAUGUAACAGUGAAGAAGAAAAGGAGCCUGUUUAAAUUCAAGAAACAAAAUCCUCAGAAGAUGAAGUUAUACCAUGUUCUUCUGCUCUGGAAGCUGUACACUGUUGAAGACAAAGAGGUUCAUAGAGAAGUUACUGAUAUACAGCAUAAGAAGACUAAAGCUAUUAAGAAAACCUCAGCCAUUAAGGAAAAUUUACAAGCUACUGAGAGUAGAAAUAUACAACCUACACUAGAGCCAUUAUCAGAACCUGAGAAAAAUGAAACUCCUCACAAGUGCAAAAAAGCUGCUAAUAAAACACCUGUCUCAUUGCAAAUUUUGCCUGAAGCAAAAGUCACAAAAGUGUACCCGUUGCGCAACCGCAUUAAGUCCCAGAAUUUAAAUACAGUUUCUCAGCAAUCUCCAAAACAUAGAAAUAUUUUUCAAAAAAACAUCAAAGCCUCUCCCAAAACUAGUGUGAGGAAGAAAAGAAGAACCCUAUGUAAAAACAGUGUUUCACCAAGUGCUGAGCAUCUGCCAUUGAAAGCACUAUCUCCUCUUGAAUUUGCUUAUCCUGCAUCUGGCUCUACCACUGCAGUUUCUACAACUUCAAGAAUAGACAAACUAACUACUUCACCUUCAAAAGGAAAACCUCAUUCUGAUGCCUCAAAGUACAUUUCUGAACUUAAUAUCUCCAGUAUAAAAAGUCCAAAGCUCACCUCUUUACAAGUUAAUGCACCUCAGUUUACGUCUCGGAAAGCUGAAGAUCUUAAGCUUGAUCGUGAGAUAACUGCAGUUACUCCCGAAACUGAAUCUUCAAAAACAAGUAUCACAUCAAAGAAUGAUACUUCAUGCUUUGCCACUCCAAAGGCUAGUCUUGCACAGCCUGCCACUCCAAGAGCAAGCCUUAUGCAGCCUGCCACUCCAAGGGCAAGCCUUGCAAAGCCUGCCACUCCAAGGGCUCUUCUUGCACAGCCUGCCACUCCAAGGGCUAGCCCUGUGCAACCUGCUACUCCCCAAGAUAAAACUGUUGAAUCUACCACAAGGGUUAGCAUGGUGCAACCUCCUACUCAAAAGAAUUACAUGAUUAAUUCUACUACCCCAAGGGUUAGCUACCUCCUGCAGCAGCCUGACACUCCAGGGGCUAAUCUUAUGCAGCCUCCUUUUCCAGAGACUAGCCUUUUGCAGCCUGCCACUCCAAGGGAUAGUCUUGUACAGCUUACCGCUCCAAAGGAUAGCCCUCUGCAGCCUGCCACUCCUAGAGAUAAAACUGUUCAGCCUACUACUACAAGGGCUAACAUGAAGCAGCCUACUACUACAAGGAAUUAUGUGGUUCAGACUACUACACCAUUGGUUAACGUCGUACCUCCCACUACUCCAAAGGCUAGCCCCAUGCAGUCCACUACACCAAGGGCUAGCACUCUGCCUCCAGCUACUCCAACUGUUAGCACUAUGCAGCCUAUUAUUCCAAGGACUAGCACUAUACAGUCUACUACUCCAAAGAAUAAUAGUACAAAGCCUGUUAUUUCACAUAGCAGUACCCAACCUUCUAACCACCUCUCCACUCCAACAGCAAAAUAUUUUCACUCUUCAACUUUUAAAGCUGGUGAUAUCCAAUUUUACACCCCAGUGCAGUACCCUCUGCAGUUUGCCACUCAAAAGACUGCAACUUCAGCUCCUGUAUCUCCAGUGACUAAAAUUUUGAUUCCUGUCACUCAUAAUGCUGACUCUGUGCUAUCUUUCUCUCAGAAAGCUGAACAAAUUCUCCCAACUACUCCAAAGAGAAUUUGUAAUCACCCAGCAACAGAUGCUCAGCAGCUUUUAUCUCCAGUGGGUGAAUCAUUGCAUUCUGAAACACUAAAGGCUGUUGAUGUGCAUCUUUUGUCCUCAAGAGUUAACACCCUACCAUAUACAUCUCCAAAGAUGUAUUUAGAAAGUGAUACAGGGCAGCAUGAUAUAAGGAAGCCCAAUUUUCCUAACCCUGAUAGCACAGGAUGUGAUAUUAAAAGGCCUGAUACUCCAUGGCCAGACACCAAAGGGUCUGAUACCCCAAGGCCUGACACUGUUUGGCAUGGUACUCAUUGGCCAAAAAUCCUUGAUCUUGAUGCUUCAUUGUCAAGUAAUAGUAAAAAGGAUUACUUGAUACCUAAAACAUUUGCUCCAACCAUUUAUAAGGAUCUUUCAUCUCUGCCUGCUGUCCCAUUUAUACCACUUUCACCAAAAGUUACUCCAUCCAGGGCUAACUCGCCAUGUUAUGACAGUCAUUCAAAAUCAUUUGUUCCUACCCCACCAGACUCAAUAAAUGUUAGUAUGCAAGGUUUUUCUCAGUGUAUUACUGAAGGUUCACAGCCGAGAAAUAAUGAUCAUAACCAGUCAGUUCAAAUUUCUUCAGAUUUCUAUGUUCCAGUAAAUUAUGAACAACUGGGAAAAGAAAUUAGGUAUCACAUAUUAAGCAGCAGAAUUGCAUUAUCAGAUGAAAUUAUUCUUUUAAGCACUUUAAAUCAAGAAAAUCUUUCAGAGUUAGUUGAAUUAGAUAUUUCAAAGAAUGAGAGUGCUGGAAUGCUGCCUGUUGUUAAGCUUAAUGCUGCACAUUUAUCUGGUGUUGAUGGAAAAAAAAAGAGUCCAAGCAAGGCUUUGAUGUCUACAUUAAUGAUUUUAGCAGAUUAUCCUGUUAAGUCUUCAAGCUUAAAAACUCCUACUAAUGAACCAAACAAUUCUGAUGCCAAAAUCUCGGGUAAAGAACCUGCAAAGACUAAGGUAAAAACUCAAAAAGAGGAGAAGCGAUCAAAAUCCUAUCCACCAUUGCAAAAUAGAAGCAGGAGUCUUACGCCAACUUUAAGUAAUUCAUAUGAUAUGGGGGUAAGGCAUUGGAAGAGUAAGAAAAAGCUUUUUGAUACCAGUGCUGUGACAAUGUUGGAAGCUAGUCCCCCAGAUGAUACUGUAUAUGAUCAUUACACUUUUGCAGACGAUGAUUUUUCUGAUUCUCCUCCAAAAUCCUCGGUUCAAACCAUAAGGGAUGUCACUGAUUCCAAUAAGAAAAAUGAAACCUUGGAUAAAAGUAGUCAGAAUGCUGAAAGAAGUAACUUAUCUGGUUCUAAGGUAAGUUCAAGGAAGUAUUUUACCAAGCCUAGGAAAUCCUCAGCUUCCUUUAACUUCAAUAAAAAUGAUAAAAGAUCUUCAAAAAAAAAUAAGAGUACUAAAGGAACCAGAAGCAAAAUCAGUUUAGGAUCUCAAAAUCUGAAUAAAAUGGAUACUUCAUUGAAGUCGUCUGUGUGUGGUUUCUUUGAAUAUCCUGAGACUGAGGAAGUAAAACAAUGUACUCAUAGUAUAUACUCAGAUUUAGAUAGUUCUGGGAAAGAAACUCAAUUCAGUUGGCUAUACAGCAAAAAAUCUAGAAAGUUUGAAGGCUCUACAUACUCUAACAGAACAAAAUCUCACUUAGAGUCACACAAUCAAGAAGAAGGCAGUGAUGAUUGGCAGCCAUUUAAGAAGAAAAGAAAAAGAAAAGUAAGCAAGGAGCCUGUUAAUACAAGGAGGGAGGCAAAUAUUAAGAACCAAACAAAACGGGAACCAAGAUCCAGAAAAUGUAGAAAAACUCUAUCUUAUGUCGAGAGAAGCACUGAUACUGAUCAUGAUGCAUUAAACAUAGGUGAACCAAAUAAUGAGCAGCCAAUCAGUGAAGAAGAUUCUUUUAUACAGAAUAAAUCUCCAGAUAUUCUACGCCACACUAGUAAGAGCUCAGUCGAGUCAAACCCUCCCAGCAUUAGGGAAUUCAGCCUCAUUCCAUCUAAAAGAAAAAAUAUGGAAGAUAAGUAUGUGAGGGCAAGAGCUGACAUUGAUGAAAGUUUUGGAUUUUCCUCCCCAGAAGUAAAAGAGCCAUGUACAAGGCUAAUCAGGAAUUCAGUUGAAGAUAUGGAAAUAAAGACUAUGGUUAAAAACAUUCUUCCUGAACAGAAGAAAAUUUCCAGCAAGCUGAGACCUGUUGAAAAAGUUGAUAUAGCAUACAAUACCCAUGUUGUACCUGGCCCUCCAAAUAACACUCCAGAAUCGGUGAAAGAUUUCUCAACAGAGGCAUUUGAUGCUGGAGAGAUCAGUGAAAUUUUAAAAGAUAAACAGCAUAAUCAAAACAUCCCAUCUGGACCCCUUCAGAGUACCAUGAUAGAUGAAGUAUAUCAAGAUACAGUAUCUACUGGAAGAUUUAGUUAUGUAUCAGAAGCACACACAUCCUAUGUUGAUAAUCAUGUAGGUAGCAAUUACCAGAACACCAGUGGUAUAGAGUCACAAAAUUUUAGCAUAAAUGACCCUAAGGAAAAGUUCAGUUCACCAAUCCUUAAAACUGGCAUCAGCUCUCGACUUAAUUUUGAUGACUCAGCAGGGGAAGACGAUAUUCAAGAGCCAUUUGACAUGAUGCCAAAGCAUUCUUGUAUGUCAUUACAUGAUGAAAAAUCAAGUUCAGAGGAGGGCAUAUUACAGAAUAAAAAUAAAGAAUAUGAAGAUAAUGCAUGCCUUUCAAAAUCAUUAUUAAAUGAAAAUCCAGUGACAUCAUCAGCUACUGCAGAACCUCUGAUACCUGAAGUGAUGUAUGCCUCUCAGGAUAUGUUUUCCCAAGAUAAAUUGAUUAGUCCACCUAUGCCAUCACUUCAGAACUAUAGCAAACAGUCCCAGGAUGGUGAUACCACCUCAACCCAAACUUCUACUGUCUUAAACAGCCUUCUAAACAAGUUGACUAAUAGGAUGUUUAGUGAAACACCAUGCAGAACAAAUAAAAUUCUGACACCAAGUCGCCCAGCACCUCGAACGCUCUUUGACACAUCUAAGGGAAAUCAAGGAAGGUACAAGGAGAGAGCUGAACAGGCAGAAGAAACAUCCCAGUCAGAUCAGAAGGAUUAUGCUGAUUCUUUGCAGUAUUUAAAGACUUCUUUGGAAGGAGUUGCUGAUGGACUGUAUAGGUUGUCUGCUGCAAUUGGAAAAAUAAUGAAGAUACACAGUCUGGAUGCCCUUAACCUAGAAAGCUGAAUUUAUCAUUAUAUAUUUUAUAUAGAGCUUUACUAGAACAAUAACUAAGGGAAGUCAUAUCAGAAAGUUUAUUGUAUGGCAGAUAUUCUUUUUUUAUUUCAACUAAAGCAUUCCUUAUUGCUCAGGAAUUAAUUUUUGCUGACUAAAAACAGUGGUAUAAUUCACCGCUGAACUUUUUAGCCAUUUGUGUUGUACCUGUUGUAGAAAGUGAAAAAACUGGGAAAAUAUUUAUGUUUUGUUUUAGUUUCUUUAUAGACCUUUAGAAAGAUUUAGGUUCCAGAAUAUCUUUAGAUGAAAUAUAUAUUCAUAAACUGGAGACUUUGAAAUUUGUUGGUAUAUAUUUGACAUUGCUAUAAUGUAGGAGCAAAUUACUGAAUACAUAAUUGCUCUUUAUUAACUUAUGAAUCCAAUACUAUGUUUUUGACAACCCAUCAUCUUGAGGAACAGUUGGAAUUCCAGCUGUUUAUAAACAGUGUUCUCACAUAGAAUUUUUUUAGCACAUUCCCCUGUUUGCAUUAUUUAUGGUUAAGUUAGAUUAUAAUAUACUAGCAAGGGCAAUAAAUACAGUUGCAAUGAAUGCAAAACAAAAAUACGGUGGACCAAGGAUCCACCGUAUUUUUGUUUCUGUCUUUUUCUUUUUCUUUGUUUUGCAGUUUCAUUUAAUGACUUUGUAUGCUAUAAUUGGUUUAUUUUGAGUGCAAAACAGCUGUCUAACCUAACUGCACCUAACCUAACCAAAGCUAAAAAUGAAAUUUGUUUUUAGAUGAAAUGGCUGAAAAUUCCUUGUAACAAAUCUGACUGUUUAUCAACAGUCUAAAUUACAACUGUUGCUUAGGAGGAUGGUCUGGUUUUUGAAUAAUUACUUUUAGUCUCAUAUCCUAAGAUACUUUAUUAUAGACUAUUUCAUGUAUCUUUAUUAAACUUCAAUUUAUAUGUGGAAAAAACAGAAUUGCUGUUGCUUGUUUUCUUUGUUUUCUACAUGUUUGUUUGCCAGAAGCAUAAAAGUUUGGCAACUUAUUGGUUCAUUUAACAUUUUAUAUAAUGGAGUUAUAAAUUGAUUUAUGUUGUCUGUUAUAAAAGGAGCUCUGAGGUGUAUUUGUUCAAAAGUACUAAUAGUUUAUAUACAUGUAUAAAAAUAAUAUAGGUAUAAUGUAUUUUUCAGGUUUCAGAAUAUAAAAUUGUUUAAAAUAUUUUUAUGUAAUUCAA